This is a messenger RNA of Momordica charantia (bitter melon), 1946 nucleotides long. Its product is annotated as glycosyltransferase BC10. Gene Ontology annotation, cellular component: membrane. Gene Ontology annotation, molecular function: glycosyltransferase activity. NCBI's taxonomy places the organism in Eukaryota, Viridiplantae, Streptophyta, Magnoliopsida, Cucurbitales, Cucurbitaceae. The record is from RefSeq and is a predicted model, not a curated record.
GGGGCUCGAGGAUUUUUACACGUGUAAGGAAAAAAAACAGUAUUUAAUUAAAACGCUCAAAUCAAGAGAACAGACAAAUAUUCACCUGCAAUUUUAUUUAUUUGCUCACAUAUUUAAUAAUCGAUCAAACUUUACUUUGAAGUUUCGAGCGCCUCGUUCUCGUACGGCCUUCUUCUUUCUCCAUCGUGGGUUUAAGUUUCCAACCACCGCUGCGCUACCACUGUGAAGACUCGUAAAUCGAACUCUGGAUUGCAGUCUGGUUUUAAAUGGUAUGUGAAUCGAUCUGGGCCAUUUCUCGAAUCUCGAUCGUAUGGAGCUUUAAUUGGUGGAAGGUAGCCCAUUCGCCACCGCCCCACAUGAUUCAAGGGCUGUGGUGUUUGGCAUUUUGAUCCAAUGGGGAAGGUUUCUAGUUUUGGGAAAGAAAUGUCUUGUUUUGGAAUUACCCACUUGAUUCCACUUCCUUGGAUGUGAAAUACCCGGAAGUGAAUUGGGUUGGAAAUUGAGGCAAAGAUGCAGACAAGAGUGGUGGGAAUUGAGGAAGGCAAGGCCUCUGCUACUGCUACCAGCACAAGAGCAAACAACCCAAUUAAGGCCUUUCCUUUCAGGUUUCUUCAGCUCUUCUUUCUGUUUUUGCUCUUUGUCCUCGGAAUAUCACUUGUUAGUUUGCACACUGUCAAGUACUUUGGCGGUCCAAAUGUGACACCUGUAGCGCAGUCCAUAAUUCGACCUUGUCCUGAAGAGCCAGCUAGUAUAGAAAGAUGGAUCAAACCUCCAUCAAGUCUUCUGCACGCCAUGGACGACACCGAGCUUCUCUGGCGGGCUUCUUUCGUUCCCCGUGUGAAGAAGUAUCCGUUCAAGAGAGUUCGCAAAGUUGCUUUCAUGUUCUUGACCAAGGGACCCCUGCCCAUGGCUCCUCUUUGGGAGAGGUUCUUUAAGGGACACGAGAGACUCUAUUCUAUAUAUGUUCACUCUAUGCCAUAUUAUGUUGCCGAUUUUCCACCUUCAUCGGUAUUUUUUGGACGACAGAUACCCAGUCAGAUGGCAGAGUGGGGAAGGAUAAGUAUGUGUGAUGCCGAGAGGAGACUGCUCGCCAAUGCAUUACUUGAUUUUGCGAAUGAAUGGUUCAUUCUUCUUUCUGAAUCUUGUAUUCCUCUUCACAACUUCAGCGUCAUAUAUCACUACAUAUCCCGAUCCCGAUACAGUUUCAUGGGUUCGUUUGAUGAACCAGGACCCAUUGGUAGGGGACGCUAUAACGAGAGUAUGGCACCAGAGAUUAACCUCACCAAUUGGCGGAAGGGACCUCAGUGGUUUGAAGUCAAUAGAGAACUUGCAGUGAAGAUAGUUGAAGAUACAGUUUACUACCCAAAAUUUAAAAAGUUCUGCAACCCACCCUGUUAUGUUGAUGAACAUUACUUCCAGACUAUGUUAAGCAUCAAAACGCCUCACCUCCUAGCAAACAGGAGUCUUACAGCUGUUGACUGGUCGAGGGGCGGUGCUCAUCCUGCAACAUUUGGAGAGGCGGAUAUCGAGGGGGAAUUCUUCAGGAGACUUUUUAAAGACGGGUCUUGCCUUUACAAUGACCAGCCAUCAACACUCUGUUACCUUUUUGCUAGGAAGUUCGCUCCAAAUGCGUUGCAUCGUUUGUUGAAUAUAUCGUCCGAAGUUAUGGGAUUUUGAUAAAAGCUUGGAAGAACUGCAAAUGAUAACGACUAAGUAGAUACAAUCUGCUUCAUUUUUUCACUAGGUUUUUACACGAAUUUUGAAACAUUAGGGUUACACAUGUAGAUGUAUAAAAAAAAAAUGUAUACGUUUCUCAAACUUGGAGCUCCAGGAUGAUGGGCAUUUUUUGUUAGUUCUCUAGUCAAACAAUUCAAUGUAAUGUCUCUCCAAUGACAUAUCUGUCUCGGUAUAAUAAAAUUGCAGCUCCUGGUACCAUUGAUGGAUGU